This is a messenger RNA of Orcinus orca (killer whale), 1140 nucleotides long. RefSeq names its product catsper channel auxiliary subunit zeta (gene CATSPERZ). Gene Ontology annotation, cellular component: CatSper complex; sperm principal piece. NCBI's taxonomy places the organism in Eukaryota, Metazoa, Chordata, Mammalia, Artiodactyla, Delphinidae. The record is from RefSeq and is a predicted model, not a curated record. Gene Ontology annotation, biological process: sperm capacitation; flagellated sperm motility. Bases 290 to 889 code for a protein of 199 amino acids. The transcript is spliced from 6 exons.
CGUGGCACUCUUGUCUGUGCUUGGACCGGUGUCUCUGCCUGGAGGUUAAGGAUAGGGUCUGGCGUGGGAAUCUGCCAAGAUGGGCGGUGCGUCCAUCCUCGGUACAGCUAUGGGGGCAGGGAUGGGGAGACAUAAUGGCAUCUAGUGUGGAGGGCUGUAGCUUGAACCUUCCCCGCGCGAGACCCCCAUCGCCAUUCUGGACGGGACCCUGCCCCUCCCCCUUCCUGGAGCGUGACCCCCUCCGCCUCGCCCCGAGGCCUUUGGCGACUGGGUCCGUUGGGGCAGAGCCAUGGAGGAAAAGCCUUUCAAAGCGUUGGCCAAGUCUUCGGGCCACCGUGGCUCAGGCAAGUCGAGCCCGCACGACAUUCGGAAUCUGUGCACCACGGCCACGCAGUCGCAGCCGAAGCUGAAUGUACCGCUGCCUACUGUCCGUGAGGACUCGGAACUGGAGGGCAGCAGCGUAGGCAGCAAGACUUGCUGGUCUUACAACCAGAAGGCUGGCCACGACUCGGACGGUGGCUGGGAAGAAUCGGAUGACGGAGAGGACAAGGACAGCUUCAAGCCAGAGGAGCUGGACGAGCACGCCUUGAUGGAGCUGGAGAUGCGCCGCGGCAGCUCCCUGGGAGGCCCUUUAGAGGAGGACGAUUCCAAGACCGACGACGAAAAGUCUUCUUCAGUGUCAUCGCUCAAUAUCUCGAAGCACACACCCCAUCGAGCCUACUGGGUGGAGCAGCAGAGCAGGCUGCCCCUGCCCCUGACUGAACUCAUGGAGAAUGAAGCCCUGGAAAUCCUCACCAAAGCCCUCCGGAGUUUUCUAAGGCUAUUUCUUCACUUGCCCAUUGGGGAUGACAGCCUUUCUGUGGCCUUGGCCCCUCCCUGGUUGCUGUGAGGAGCCUUUGGACAGUGGAUUAUUUGAGUUACCGAUCGGAGAUCGGCCGGGACCACUUCCUGACCAAGCAGCUGCAGCGAUACAUCGAGGGGCUCAAGAGGCGCCGGAACAAGAGGCUGCAAGUCAUGGUGAUCUGAGAGCACCGCCUCGGGCUCGAGUGACCGCCCGACUCCAGCCCUGGUCCCAGAUCCAAGCCCGACCCUGUCCAUGUGGAUUUUGAGCCUUAGAGAAAUAAAAGAGUCUUCUGUACA